Messenger RNA from Oryza sativa Japonica Group (Japanese rice), 2624 nucleotides. Its product is annotated as receptor-like protein 4. Gene Ontology annotation, molecular function: protein binding. The record is from RefSeq and is a predicted model, not a curated record. NCBI's taxonomy places the organism in Eukaryota, Viridiplantae, Streptophyta, Magnoliopsida, Poales, Poaceae.
ACUCCUCUCACUAUCCCUCCCGUACCCCAACUAAAAAAUGAUAAAAGGAGGUUAACCUGUGACCACAUCAUCUGCACAGCUCAAGUCUCCAUUACUAAUCAUAAAAGCACCCCGUAUUUGUCUGUCGCUAAUCACGAAUAUUCUAAUACUACACUCGGUUUUAGCUCUCGAAAUCAGAGUUUUCAGGCAGCUUGUUGUUUCUCUGCCUCGAGAGAAAAGAAAAAAAAAGAGAAAUCUUGGGAGUGCCAAAGCGGAGGAGAAAGGCUCGUACUUUGAAGGGGAGGGAGGAGCGCAAUGCAGCGCGGAUCUCUCGGCGUGCUGCGGCUGCGGCUGUGGCUGUGGCUGCUCGCGGUCUCCGCAUCAACCGCUGUUCUUGCGGCGGAUCCUAGCAAAGAGCCAUUCACCAUCCGCAUAAGCUGUGGGAGUUUUGAUGAUAUCCGGACAGCUCCUACCAACACAUUGUGGUACAGAGACUUUGGUUAUACUGGUGGCAGAUUUGCAAAUGCUACACGGCCGAGCUUCAUAAUUCCUCCGCUGAAAACGCUCCGGCAUUUCCCUCUGUCUGAUGGUCCUGAAAAUUGCUACUACAUCAACAAUGUUCCCAAUGGGCACUAUCAAGUUAGGCUUUUCUUUGCUCUUGUGGCUGAUCCUAAUCUUGACAGCGAGCCGAUUUUCGAUGUUUCCGUCGAGGGUACUCUAUUUAGUUCUUUGCUGUUGGGUUGGAGCAGUGAGGAUGAGAAGACAUUUGCAGAAGCUUUGGUUUUUGUCCAGGACUCAAGCCUGUCAAUUUGCUUCCACAGCACUGGUCAUGGUGAUCCAUCGAUACUUUCUAUCGAAGUUCUCCAAAUAGAUGACAAUGCCUAUAAAUUUGGUCCUUCAUGGGGGAAAGGUACAAUACUUAGAACUGCCAAAAGGUUGACAUGUGGUUCUGGCAAACCAGCAUUCGACGAAGAUCUAAAUGGUAUUCACUGGGGUGGGGACAGAUUCUGGUUAGGGGUGAAAACUUUGUCUUCCAGUUCUGACGACCAGCCGAUAUCAACUGAGAACGUUAUAGCAGAAACAUUACUUGCACCAAAUUUUUAUCCUCAAAGCAUCUACCAGUCUGCUAUUGUGGGUACUGACAGGCAACCAAGCCUAUCCUUUGAAAUGGAUGUUACUCCAAACAGGAAUUAUUCUGUGUGGCUUCACUUUGCAGAGAUUGAGAAUGGAAUAACUGCGGAAGAGGAAAGGGUGUUUGAUGUACUUAUCAAUGGGGAUACUGCAUUCAAGGAUAUUGAUAUAAUUCGCAUGGCAGGAGAACGUUUUACUGCCCUUGUUCUGAAUAAAACUAUUGUUGUCACUGGGACAACACUAACAAUUGUCUUGCAGCCUCUUAAAGGAACACGUGCCACUAUUAGUGCUAUUGAGGUCUUUGAGAUCAUUCUGGCCGAAAAGAAAACUUUAACUCAAGAAGUGAGCGCAUUGCGUACUGUGAAGGGUUCGCUUGGUCUUCCUCUUCGAUUGGGCUGGAACGGUGACCCCUGUGUUCCUCAACAACAUCCAUGGAGUGGAGUUGAAUGCCAGUUUGAUGAUAUCAAAGGCCAUUGGGUCAUUGAUGGGCUAGGUCUUGACAACCAAGGUUUGAGAGGAUUUAUACCUUCUGACAUAUCUAAGCUACAACAUCUACAAAGCAUAAACUUGAGUGGUAAUAGCAUAAAGGGCAACAUUCCUGUCACCUUGGGUACUAUAUCAGGGCUGCAAGUGCUAGAUCUGUCGUACAACGAACUUAAUGGUUCUAUUCCAGAUAGCCUUGGUCAGCUGGCAUCGUUACAGAUACUGAAUCUGAAUGGCAAUUAUCUUUCUGGAAGGGUACCAGCCAGCCUUGGAGGAAGACCUCUACACAGAGCUAGAUUUAACUUCACGGACAAUGCUGGACUUUGUGGAAUUCCCGGUUUACAUGAAUGCGGCCCGCAUUUAUCUGUGGCUGCAAAGAUUGGUAUGGCUUUUGGGGUACUGGUAGCUAUCCUAUUUCUAGUUGUAUUUGCGGCAUGCUGGUGGAAGAGAAGACAGAACAUUCGCCGUGCGCAGAAAUUAGCUGCAGCAAGGGAAGCUCCUUAUGCAAAGUCUCGAACACAAUUUACACGGGACAUGCAAAUGGCGAAGCAUCACCGCCCACAUGAAAGCUCUCGGAGCGGCAACGAUGAAAGCACUCCACAUUUGCUUCCUUCCUAGUUAAUUGUUAGCUAUGGUGAUUUGUUGUUUGCUCAGUUGAUUCUGCUAUCAGGUUGAGUUGCAAAACAAAUUGUACAUACUAGGUCAUGUAUGGUGUAUAGACACUCGUUUUUGGCUCCAACGUUUAUGGUACAGGAGCAUUAUCAGUUGAGAGAAAGGAAUGAUCCAGAUCAGGUUGUCCUAUUGCUUCUGAAUUCUGAUGGACCAGGUGGUGUACUGACUGAAUUGCAACAUCUUAUGCUUGUGCAAAUUAGCAGCCAGAUUAUCUCCUGUACUACUUUUAAGUUUGCCAAAUGUAAAUUCAGGGGAGCACCUAUUUACUGUUAUAUAAACCUGAAAUCUCACCUGGUCUGUCAAUCUGUAAAUGUUGUUUUUUUUUAGUUUCAAUUGACAGUAAUUUAUUUCGAGUGGCA